CGGACCAUUGUGUGGGGAGGCUUAAGGGAUUUGGGGAGCCCGGGGAGCAGAGAGGCCAGCACCCUGGCUCGGCUCAGUCCUCUCCGAGGGGCCGAGGCAGACGGAGGGCUCAGGACAGGCUCUGCCAUUCAGAUCGCCAUGUACAGCUUCAUGGGCGGCGGCCUCUUCUGCGCCUGGGUGGGGACCACCCUCCUGGUGGUGGCCACGGCCACGGACCACUGGAUGCAGUACCGGCUGUCGGGGGCCUUUGCCCACCAGGGCCUGUGGCGGUACUGCCUGGGCAGCAAGUGCUACCUGCAGGCGGAGAGCGUGGCAUACUGGAACGCCACCCGGGCCUUCAUGAUCCUGUCCUCCCUGUGUGCCUCCGCCGGCAUCGUCAUGGGCAUCCUAGCCUUCGCUCAGCAGCCCACCUUCGCCCGCCUCUCCAGGCCUUUCUCCACCGGCAUCAUGUUCUUCGCCUCCACUAUUUUUGUGCUGCUGGCCUUGGCCAUUUACACCGGCGUCACCGUGAGCUUUUUCGGCCGCCGUUUCGGAGACUGGCGCUUCUCCUGGUCGUACAUCCUGGGCUGGGUGGCCUUGCUCAUGACCUUCUUUGCAGGAAUUUUCUACAUGUGUGCCUACCGGAUGAAGGAGUGUCGGCGCCCAUCCACGCCCCGCUGAGCCCCGAUGUGUCCACCAACUCCACGGGGAAGUUAAAAAUGAGGUCAUUGAAGAGGAGGGGCGGGGCUAGAGGCCUGAAAUGCUGGUUUCCCGGGGGCAUGAGGGGGUCUCGGUCCUGGACUCUGCGUGGGUGGGGGGUGGGGGUGGGGUCCUGACUCCUGAGUCCCAGGUGGAAGGAGAAAGAAUGGGGCCUGGUGGGAAGGACCUGGGAAGACUCAAGGCUCCACCCGUGGGAGGGGUGGGGGGUGUUUGAGAAAUGGGAUAUCCAUUAGAGCGUUUUUUUUGGAGUCUAAUAAACUGAUGUGAAACCACCCCAGGGUGACUCCCUCCCUGAGGGGAGUGGGGGUGAGUGUGGUGGAUGGGGUUGGGGGUGGUGGUGAUGGCAACCCAACCUGCUGUUUCUGUAGACACGGGGACAGAGAUCCAUCACACAGUCCCCACACAUGACAAUUCUACUUCCAGGAGACGGUUGGUUGUGUGGGUUCCCUUCUGACAGCAAUUCCAACGUGUAUCCUU
This is a messenger RNA of Pipistrellus kuhlii (Kuhl's pipistrelle), 1176 nucleotides long. It is a transcript of the gene LIM2, whose product is annotated as lens intrinsic membrane protein 2. The transcript is spliced from 5 exons. Gene Ontology annotation, molecular function: structural constituent of eye lens. Gene Ontology annotation, cellular component: plasma membrane. Bases 139 to 660 code for a protein of 173 amino acids. The record is from RefSeq and is a predicted model, not a curated record. NCBI's taxonomy places the organism in Eukaryota, Metazoa, Chordata, Mammalia, Chiroptera, Vespertilionidae.